UGUGUCUGCUGAGCCCCUUAACAACAGAACCUGAUGUUGGGGCCCAGAAAUAAUGAAUUAUUUUAGGGAUGUCUGUCUGGUUCCUUCAUGGCCACUUCAAUUUGAACAGGGCUUUCCAAGCAAGGUGUGUGGCCCGGGAGGAACAAUGCGAGCCCUGGGUGGAGGCAAGGGGUGCCCUGGGACGUGGCAGUGGAGUGUCCCACAGCACAGCACAGCACAGCACAUCACCCCCAGGCUCUGGGCUACCAACAUCCGCGGAUGCUGACGUCGGGCAGAGAUUUGACUUCUUGCUGCCAGGGCCAGGCUGAGAGGGCACCCAUGGCUGGUCCCCGUGGGCAGGGAAUGAGGGAGGAUUAAUUGAGUCUCUGAUCUCUGACGGCGAGAGGGGCCGGGAGCAGUGACCCCCCCAGCGUUACGCAACGCCUGUGCUAAAUCUUCAUGCAGCAGAUAAAGACGGUCCCCAAAAUACCCUGCCCUGCCUCUGCUGCCCUUCAGCUACUUGGGUUUGGGGUCAUGACUGAAGUUUGGGGUCGUCCAGCUCUCCGGUGACAGCAAAGGAGCGUUGAAAAGGCAGAAAGAUUGGGACAGAAACCUGUUACCCACUGGGAAGAUGGUUUCCUCCCAUUGAGGAACGAGAGCUUUAAAGGGAGCCCUUACAGGAUUUUGAAGACACUGAAACUCAUGAACUGCUGCGGGCAGAGCCAUGAGCUGGAGGAAAGCUAAUAGCUGCAAAAACAGUGCAAGGGCCUUUUUUGUCUUGAAGAUGCCAGGGGAGCUGGACAUCCCCAGCAGAAAAGGAGGGUGAUUUUUCAUCCUCUCCUGAGAAGAUGGGGUUUGUGUCACGGCCAUCAUUAAACAGCAAGAACAAAGUGGUCUCGCCUUGGAACACCGCCUGCCUGACACCACUGUCUGCUCCACCAGCUUGGAAUGUGUCUCAUCCUUCUGGCUGGUCCUUCACCUCCCAAAAACCCUCUGAAAUCCCCUCCAAGCUGCUUCUCUUCCACCGCCCCUGGCACCGCUAAGGCGUCGUGGGCUGCCCACCACUGUCGCACAGCGAUUCCCCUCCCUGUCCCUUGGAAAUGCCACUGAAGAUGCACAUCCCCCUGGCUGGCCGUGGCUCCCCGGGGCCGCGGCCGAGGUGCCGUGUCCUGUACAUGUAGGGAAGAAGCGAGGCUGUAACCCGAGCUGGGCAGCAAUCAGGCAGGACAUCCAUCCAUCGGCAAAGCCCCGCCGCUGCCUGGGCUCAGCAUCGCGGCUCUCGCUGCCACCGCGGGAGCCUCUCACAGGAUCCACGUGGUGACGUGGCAGCCAAGACGUGGAAGUUUGGGACUUCUCUUCCACCGCAGCAGAAUUUGGGGGGUGGGCAGGGGUGGGUCAGGGGGACACUGGGAGUCGCAAGACCCUUCACCUUCACUGUGGGCUUGGCUCAGGGAUGACAACGGGCAGAGUCAACCCUUACAGCAUCGUGUCCUCCGAGGAAGACGGGCUGAGGUUGACCACCAUGCCAGGUAUCAACGGCUUUGGCAAUGGGAAAAUCCACACCAGGAGGAAAUGCAGGAACAGGUUUGUAAAGAAGAAUGGUCAGUGCAACGUGGAGUUCACCAACAUGGACGACAAGCCACAGAGGUACAUUGCAGACAUGUUCACCACGUGCGUUGACAUCCGCUGGAGGUAUAUGCUCUUGCUCUUUUCCCUGGCGUUUCUGGUGUCCUGGUUAUUGUUUGGGCUGAUUUUCUGGCUUAUUGCACUCAUUCAUGGAGACCUAGAAAACCCGGGUGGAGACGAUACUUUCAAGCCUUGCGUUCUGCAGGUCAAUGGCUUUGUGGCUGCUUUUCUGUUCUCCAUCGAGACCCAAACGACGAUUGGGUACGGCUUCCGCUGCGUGACCGAGGAGUGUCCGCUCGCCGUCUUCAUGGUGGUGGUUCAGUCCAUCGUGGGCUGCAUAAUCGACUCUUUCAUGAUUGGUGCAAUAAUGGCAAAAAUGGCCAGGCCCAAAAAACGGGCCCAGACAUUACUUUUCAGCCAUAAUGCAGUAGUGGCGAUGAGAGAUGGAAAACUCUGCCUGAUGUGGAGAGUUGGGAACCUACGGAAAAGCCACAUAGUAGAAGCCCACGUACGAGCUCAGCUAAUUAAGCCCAGGAUCACAGAGGAAGGGGAGUACAUCCCGCUCGACCAAAUAGACAUUGACGUGGGGUUUGAUAAAGGCUUGGACCGUAUUUUCUUGGUGUCUCCCAUCACCAUUCUCCACGAGAUCAAUGAGGACAGCCCCUUGUUCGGGAUCAGCCGCCAGGACUUGGAGACAGAUGACUUUGAGAUUGUCGUCAUCCUGGAGGGCAUGGUGGAGGCCACAGCCAUGACGACGCAAGCUCGGAGCUCCUACCUGGCCAGUGAGAUACUGUGGGGCCACCGCUUCGAGCCCGUCUUGUUCGAGGAGAAAAACCAGUACAAAGUAGACUAUUCCCACUUCCACAAAACCUACGAGGUCCCGUCCACGCCCCGCUGCAGCGCCAAGGACUUGGUGGAGAACAAAUUCCUGCUGCCCAGCACCAACUCCUUCUGCUACGAGAACGAGCUGGCCUUCAUGAGCCGCGACGAGGAAGAGGAAGACGACGACAGUCGGGGUCUGGAGGACCUCAGCCCUGACAACAGGCACGAGUUCGACAGGCUUCAAGCCACAAUAGCGUUGGAUCAGCGGUCGUACAGGAGGGAGUCAGAAAUAUGACUCUUGGUCCUUCCGUUGACUUUUCCAAGGGUAUUUUUUUUCCUCCUCUAAUCUCUUCCCCUACAACCCGCUCAAAUUAUGCAGAACAAUGCAAGUGCCAUAGGAAUGCUUGAGAAAUUAGUAUCGUUCAUAGUUUUCAGUUUCAUCGCAAUAACCACUGAGCGGUCUGCAGAGGGGACGGUGGCAGGCCACGGCGCGUCCCCCGCGCCCAGCGCCCGCGGCAGGGCCCACGGCUCUGGGGGAUGGAUGGAUGGACAGAGGGGUGGAUGGACAGAAGGAAGGAUGAGGAGAGGAGGGUCCGUGGGGCGUGGGCAGGUGCUCGCCCCGCUCGGCCCCGUGGGGUUUUGCUCCCUCCGCGGGGAAAAUGCCAGCGUUUUCCCGGAGCCGAGCACUGCGAGAUCCAAAAAGAGGAAAUAUCAGGAAACAAAUCUUA
Messenger RNA from Melospiza melodia melodia, 3155 nucleotides. Its product is annotated as ATP-sensitive inward rectifier potassium channel 12. The coding region runs from base 1433 to 2722 and encodes 429 amino acids. The transcript has 2 exons. NCBI's taxonomy places the organism in Eukaryota, Metazoa, Chordata, Aves, Passeriformes, Passerellidae. Gene Ontology annotation, molecular function: inward rectifier potassium channel activity. Gene Ontology annotation, biological process: potassium ion import across plasma membrane; regulation of monoatomic ion transmembrane transport. The record is from RefSeq and is a predicted model, not a curated record. Gene Ontology annotation, cellular component: plasma membrane.